GGUACAAUAUCUGGUGACGAUGGCCUGAGGCUAUAACUUCACUCUCACUGACACUCUUUUCCAUAACUUUGUGUAAUUUAGUUCCUACUUCACUUCAUCUGCUCCUUCUUAAGCAGUUCCUCAGGUUGGAGGAUGACUUCUGACCUGGUUCGGAGGGAAUUAAAAUUCUUCACUGAGAUUGAAGAUUAAGGUUGUCUGAAGAACAAAUACUCAAAAUGAUUGCUGAUUAAGAGGAGAAUUCUGGCACUGCAUGCAUCAUUCAGGAAAAAUGGCUGAAGGACAAGAUUAGAGUGAGUAAGUUUAUCGGUAUAGGAGUAAUCACAAAAACCGAUUGUAAACACUCGCUGAAUUUGAAUGCACUGGGCAAGAAAAAAGGAGGCUGACGUCAUGGGGAUCCGCAAAUAAAAAUCUCUCUUGAGAGGAUCAGUCUGAUGACUGUCAUGCCAUCAAGUACAGAUAUCAUGGACAACUCCCACAGCCAGUCCGUCCUUGGUUGCUUGAAUGAACAACGCACCAAAGGUGUAUUCUGUGAUGUCACCAUUGUUGUGGAAGACACCAAAUUUAAAGCCCACAAGAAUGUUUUGGCAGCAUCCAGUGCUUACUUUAAGAAUCUAUUUUCAAGCCAAGAGUUGUGGUUGGUCGGCCAUAUCCUUGAACUACCUGACUUCAAGGCAGAUGUGUUUGCAGAAAUAUUGCAUUUCAUCUACAGUGCAAAGGUGGUUGUUAAAGGGUCAGAGCGAGUGAAAGAUCUUGUGGAUGGUGGAAAAAGAUUAGGGAUAUCAUUUUUGGAAAAUCUGAUGCCCAUGCCUCAACAACACAUUGGGUCUUUGGAUGCUUUGUGCAGCUUGUCACCCAAUUCUACUCAAUCGCCUUCUCCUGCUUCUUCCCUCUCCUUAUCAGCAAGUGUUCACAACCUGAAAGCAGAGGCCUGCAAUUCAGUUUGUGACAAAGGCAGUGAAGAUUUUCAGUCUGUUAAUGGACCCCGAAUCACAAAUGCGUUUUCCAUUUUCAACAUGCAGGAUGGCAGUGACUUGUAUUUUCCACUUGACUUAACAGCCAAUGUCAACAAAAAAGCAGUAGAAUCUGAUAAGCUGUCCAUGGUAUGUGUUCCCCAGGAUACAAAUAGAGCACAGCAGAAGCCAGCUCAGACAUUCGCUGAACAUUCCUAUGCUGUGUUCUCCUCUAGAAAAGAUCAGCAGAAUGGUGAACACUAUGGUCUUCAAGAAACCUUGCAAGAAAAUGAAAAGGCUUUAUGUAACAAUAAUUGCAAUACUGCUAGCACUGGAAGCAGGCAGGAUGUUUAUUUGGAAGACCAGAUUUGCAAGCCAAGCCAAUCACUUCACACUGCCAGUUCAACUGACUUUAAGGUUUUACGAUUUAAUUUGAAUGCACUACAGACCACAAAUGAAAGUAGUUCAGUAGGCUUUGUGCCGGUUACUGACCCAUUAAAUGAGCCUACCUUGAAUACGCAGGAAACUACAGGUGGUGUUACUGAUGCAGAGAAAUGUUCCCCUGCUGGAGAAAAGAUGAGCAAAUCAGUGUCUAAUGCUGUUUGGUCUGAAACAGUGCCAGAAAUGGAAAGCCAAGCUGCUUACAGCUGUAAGUAUUGCCCACGAUCUUUCAGCACUCGAGUUUCAUUGAAUGUCCAUUCCCAGAUCCACACAAGCCUCUUAGAAAAGCCCCUGUCCUGCAGGCACUGUGGUAAACCAUUUGUUCAUCUCAAGAGGCUCCAGACACAUGAGCACCUUUGCAGAGGGCCGGGAACAGUUUUGCCUGACUCUGAAUCUACAGAUGAGCAAGUGGAGAAUUUUUCUAGCGACAAUGAAGUUGCCAGAAGUGAGGAAGACCUAAAUAUGACUACUUGUGCUUCAGAACCAGAGAAUUCUAACAAGCACCCAAUAAAUUUGGUACGCUCAAGGCGAGGCAGCAGCUCACCAGACCCAGAACAUUUUGUGAAGGUUGUUGAGGGACACAUUUUGUAUUUUUGCAGUGUUUGCAAGCGCUCCUAUGUAACUCUGUCCAGCUUGAAGAGACAUGCCAAUGUUCAUUCUUGGAGGAGAAGCUAUCCCUGUCAUUACUGCAGUAAAGUAUUUGCAUUGGCUGAAUAUCGUACCAAACAUGAAAUAUGGCACACUGGUGAAAGGCGGUAUCAGUGCAUCUUUUGCUUGGAGACCUUUAUGACCUACUAUACUUUGAAAACCCAUCAGAAAUCCUUUCACGGCAUUGACCCAGGACUUCCCACAAACAAGAAAACGGCCAAUGCUGGAUACCGAGCCAAGAUGUAUCCAUUCAAACUCUACAGGCUUCUACCUAUGAAGCUACAAAAAAGACCAUACAAAACUUACACUCGAUCGAGUCCAGAAAAGUUCAACAGUAAUCAAGCUAUUGGAGUUUCUUCAAAUGAUCAAAAUAUGACACCUGUUGAUCUCGGUAACCCUUCCAUUAGUAAUCCAUUGUCUACUUCAGAGAAUUUGCAGGACAAGUUGAUCUCUUCAGAGACCAUUCCUUCAGAACAGACACUUCAUUUUGCAUCAACCCAAGAUGGGCGAAGUGAAGGAGAAGAACAGCGACCUUGCCUGGCAGGAACCAAUGACUGCCAACUCGAUGAUUCCUUGCUUCAUUGGACUUCAACAGAAAAUGAAGCUAACAAUAGUGGUAAACAUUGUAUUGAAAAUGGACAGCAAGGUUUGGCCACUGAUGUAAAUACAACCAGUCUCUCUGUUAUUAACUAUGGGCAUACAGCACCCUCUGUGAUAAUGCAUAGCAAUAGGGUUUCUUCUGUUAUAAAACAUGGAAAUGCAUUUUCUUCUGUCAUUACAUACAGUGGUGGUAAUGAUGGUUAUCAAAUGUGUCCAAAGACCAAUGUAAGCAGUGAUUCUUCAGAUGCGAAAACAAGGAAAAGCAUUGCUAAAGACAGUGUUAAACUACAGAGUAAAGGUGGCUAUAGGAAGACAACGGAAUCAGCAAAGGGAAGUGGACAAGCUGUGGGACCUGGGGCUGCACACAAGAACCGUUCAAGUACUUUCUCUGGAGGAAGCCGGACAGAAACCUACAUUGCAAAGCCUGCCUGCCCUGGAACCUCCGCUGACAACCAGGUAGCCCCCCUUUGCCAAAUUACUGUGAAAAUUGGGGAUAAAGCAGUUGUACAAAGACACAUUGCAGGCUCCAAACUGUUCCGUCGAAAAGGUCGGAAGCCGAAAUGGAUGAUGCCAGAAGAAGAAAAGGUGGCUGAAAAUUUCAAGAUGGAAGAUGAUGAAGAGCAAAGUAUGAAGUCAUCUGGCUGUUCAGAUCCUACUGGAAGUAUCGCAGAUCCAGCAGGAGGUGCAGAAACGUGCGAUGAAAUGAGUGAUCAUGAUUCAAAUGACAAACUUUGGAGACCAUACUAUAAGUACAAGCCAAAAAAGAAAGCUAAAGGCUUUCACAAAAUGAGGAAACCUAGGUGGAAAAAACAGAAUGGAUCUAAGGACCCUAACCAUCCUGAUUCUAUAUCUAGCACAACUGAAGAAAAUGAUGUUAAUAUCCCUGAAGAAAUUGCUCAUAAUAACAUUAUUAGUGAUGAAUCCCAAGAUUGUAGCAAUCUACUUGAUGAUAAAGUAAAACCUAUUGAGGAAGAAAUGGAAAGAGACCUAAAAUGGAGUGCAACCACAAAGCCUUACUCGUGUACUCUCUGUGCAAAAUUAUUUUCAAACUCUUCUACUCUGAAGACACACUUAAGAUGUCAUACUGGUGAGCAGCCAUUCUCCUGUGAAACUUGCGGGCGCCGAUUUUCGGUCCAAGGAAACCUCCACAAACACGAGCGCAUUCACUUGGGUACAAAGGAGUUUGUUUGCAUGUACUGUGACAAGGCCUUCACUUUGAGUGAAACACUGAAAAAGCACGAGAGGAUCCAUACUGGCGAGAAACGGUACCGCUGCCAUUUUUGCCCUCAACGUUUCCUUUACCUGACUACCAAGAAAAAUCAUGAGCAGAAACAUUUGGAAAGAAAGCGUGCUCAGCAGGAAGGGAAAGAACAUGUUUGUUUCCAGUGCUUUAAAAUUUGUAAAACAGCAGCUGCACUUGGUAUGCACCAAAAAAAGCACUCAGUGAAACAUUCUGCUCGCAAGGAUUCUGAAGGAUUGUCAAACUACAAAAGUGAUCAACGUGCAAAUGUGAAAACAGAAUCCAAACACAAAAAUAGAGCAGAGGCAGAGGACGAAACCCCUCUGCCAACUACGUCUGGAAAUGUUGACCAGAUUCCUUGCUCUCUCAAUAUAGAGCUCAGGCAUCCCAUAAGCCAACCUGAACUGGCAACUGUACCACAGAAGACUAACUGUGUUGCAUAUCCAUGGACAAGUGCUCAUGAUGUGGGACCAAGUCACCUACAAAGAACGCUACCAGGGAAUGGUGAGAAUACGUGGAAAAUUCACCAGCAAAGUCUAGAUAUAAAUCUGCCUCUUUGUACAAAUAUUUCAUACAAUCAGUGUGACAGUAGUCAUGGAGAUGAUGAAAGACUUGCUUUCUAUCAACAUUCUUCCGAAAUGUUUUAUAGCCGUCAGGUGGAGGGUAUAGUGUACAAAGCUAUGUGAAAGGCCCUGCCUUGAAAAUUAUGUGCUUCCUUGGGCUCUGGAAUGAUGUGGGGAUAUUCUAUGAAAUCCAACAUGCUUAACUGAAAGGUUUCAGUACUUCUCCAAGUAUGGGGAGUAGUAUAUUAUGAAAUGUUUAAAAGUCAGAUUUUUUUACUGAAAAAGACACAUUUCCUUUUGAAUUUUCCUCUUCCUUUUUUUUGUUAUAAUGCCCUAAUCUCCCGGAGCUCCUAAAUAUAAUCCAUUGCUAUAAAUUUGUUGAAACCAAAAACUAUUGCAAAUAAUGUUUUCAUUGCGUUGUGACAAUGUGCAGAAAGGCAAGCUCAUGGUGUAAGACAAAGUUUAGAAACCAAACUAAUUUUUUUCAAAGAAACAAAGAGCAAGUAGUUUUGUUAUAAUGUAGCAAGUAUCCAACAUAUUUGAUCUCUAAAACACCAGAAUAUAUUGCAAAGAAACAAAAUGAAAACCAUGACCAAUCUAGCAGUCGACUUAUUCCAGACUUUAUGGCUGCACAUGUAUACACCGUGACUCUGUAUGUAUAUAACUUUUUAUUACAAUAAUAUAUAACUGGAUAGAUUAAUUUGUGAUCUACUCAAUGUUCCUGAGUAAAAGUCUAUUGGAAAAAUUUGUUGUCUUGAAGAUCUAGUUCAGUCAAAACUUUUUUUCUAUUUUGUUACAAAAUGAGACUUAAAUCUUGGUGGAAGAAAAGUGAACAGUUAUCCCUUUGCUCUUUACUGAACUGUCACAUGCUUUAGUUUUGCAGGGUUUUUUUUGACCAGAAAACAGAGUUACAAAGAUUUAAGGAAUUUUCCUGUUGUACAUAUGGUGAAUAACAUGAAAUUCCAUCCUGUAAACUUAUUGUGACUGCCACUGGAUUAUCGUUUUGUGUAACUAAGUGUAAAGCAGUUUGGUUGUGUCAAACCACAUAUUCAUUUCUUUUGACGGGGGAAGGGGUAAAGUUACUUUUGGAUAAGAGUGUGAAAAAGCAUAUGAACACUGUAAUGAUAUUGAUAAUGGAAUUAAUUUGAUGUAAUAAAGCAAAUUAAAGUGUC
Molecule: messenger RNA, 5614 nt
Organism: Pristis pectinata (smalltooth sawfish)
Lineage: Eukaryota; Metazoa; Chordata; Chondrichthyes; Rhinopristiformes; Pristidae
Gene: zbtb38
Product: zinc finger and BTB domain containing 38
Exons: 4
Coding region: 432-4565 (1377 amino acids)
Biological process (GO): regulation of cytokine production; regulation of immune system process; negative regulation of transcription by RNA polymerase II
Molecular function (GO): protein binding
Source: RefSeq, a predicted model, not a curated record